GACUUCCGUGUAGGAGACACCGAUGUUAGCUGCUUCUUCCAUGGUACAUCCAUGGUUUCUUCGCUCAAAGUAAAGAAAUUCUAAAACAUAUUUACCUCUCAUUGAGCUCCUCCAGGAGCCUCCUCUCUCCUCUGUCCUCCAGGAGGAGGUCCUUUCACUGAGGAGAAAAGAGGCGAGUAAGCAGAAGUUUGAUCAGCAGCCGGACUAACUGACCGUGAGGUCGUUGCCCCCCAAACCACACGAUGGCUCCUCUAAAGUUCUGUGCGAACAUCUCCUGGCUGUUCACGGAGCUUCCAGACUUCAGCCAGCGGAUCUACGCGGCGGCCUCAGCCGGCUUCCAGGCGGUGGAGGCGGCAUGGCUCUACGACUGCGACCUGCAGGAGCUGCAGAGAGCCAGGGAGGCCACAGGACUGGAGGUGGUCCUCAUCAACACCCCGCCAGGAGAUGCAAAGGGAGGUGAACUCGGUCUGGGAGCAGUUCCAGGCAGACAGGAGGAGUUCAGACAGGCUCUGGAUCAGGCUCUGAAGUACGCACGAGCUCUGGAUUGUAAGAGGAUCCACCUGAUGGCUGGGAGGGUUCCCGUGGACUCACACAGAACAGUGGUUGCCGAGGAAAUGGAGUCCAUCUUUGUGCAGAAUCUAAACUACGCUGCUGAUAUCCUCUCAAAGGAAGGAAUCACUGGUUUGAUUGAACCAAUCAACACAAGGAUUACAGAUCCCAGGUAUUUUCUGGACUCCCCUCAUCAGGCGGCUGCAAUCCUGGAGAAGGUUGGGAAGCCAAACAUCAAGCUGCAAAUGGAUGUCUUUCACUGGCAAAUCAUGGAUGGAAACCUGACACAAAACAUACACAAGUAUUUCCCCAUAAUUGGCCACGUUCAGGUCGCUCAGGUUCCAGGCAGGAAUGAGCCUGACAGUGCUGGAGAGCUCAACUACAGCUACCUGUUCGAUACUCUGGAAAAGCUCGACUAUCAGGGAUACAUCGGCUGUGAAUACAAGCCGCUAUGUUCCACAAAAGAGGGUCUGGGCUGGCUCAAAGAUUACUGCACACACAGCAAGUCAUGAGCUCAGUGGUCCAGUCACACAACUGUUUGUGUUUCAAGUGAUGUGCCCAAUGGAAGGCUUGAUCUACUCAAAUACAACUUCACUACAAAUACUUUUACUCAGAGGAACACUCUUCUUUUUCCUUUCCUUUGAACAGAUUCCAGAGGCACGACUACAUUUUCAAUCUAAGAAUGAAUGGAAGUACUUGCCAUAAUCUAUGUUCAGGGUUCCCACGGUCAUGUAAACCUUGGGAAAGUCAUGAAAUUUCAAAACCUUGUUCUCCAAGUCUUGAAAAGUCAUGGUAUUAGUAAAAAUCAUUUAAAGUUUUGGAAAAGUCAUAGCGGGAAAUGUAGUUUCUGUAGCUGUUGGUGUACCAGAGCUCUAAUAUGUGUCGGUUUGUAAUCUUAUUUACCUUCAUGAAAGUUUCAUUUUUCUGUUGUUUCUCCUGUUGUGUUUGGAAAACACUGGGCAAGUGGGACAAGAAGAGAAAGAUUGUCAACAAGAAUCCUUGAAAAGUCAUUGAAAAGUUUUGAAAUUCUGUUAAUGCGUGGGAACCCUGUAUAUUCUAGUGUUUGAAUGACAAGCUGCUGUCUAAAUGCCAUGAUUAAACAACCAGUGAUUCUAUUAGUUUAUUUCUCUAGUAUUCCCUGCUUACUUUGAAAUGGUACAUUUUUACUGUACAGAUUUCAUUUGAUUGUAUUACUAUUAUUAUCAAGUGUUUUACUGAGAAAAAUGAAUUGUGAUAAUUACAACUGAAGGAUGUUGAUGAACGCUCUAUAACUUGUUCCUAUUUGUUCAGCAAUGUUAAGAACAAGAUGUGUGUUGGUGUUUGGAACUGAGACGUAAACGAAACUUUAGCAGGAAAGCUAAUGUGGGCUGUGUUUAAACUCAGAGGCCCUUGUGUUGUGGUGCAGAGAUACCCAGCUGUAUUCUCACAAAGUCAGGUGGCACCAUCAUUAAACAAAAAAUAUGAAAUAUA
Molecule: messenger RNA, 2019 nt
Organism: Plectropomus leopardus (leopard coralgrouper)
Lineage: Eukaryota; Metazoa; Chordata; Actinopteri; Perciformes; Serranidae
Gene: hyi
Product: hydroxypyruvate isomerase
Biological process (GO): glyoxylate metabolic process
Molecular function (GO): hydroxypyruvate isomerase activity
Source: RefSeq, a predicted model, not a curated record